CCGUGUAAUGUCCUCCCUAUCCGGCGAGAUAAGCCCGGGGUUCCCGAACGAAUCGUUGUGAUGGUCAUCUUCAGUAUUCUUCAAAACCACCAGAGACAAAAGGGGAAGAAAAAAACACAACGUAUUGAUCAGUUGACAGAAGGAAGGAUGAAGGCAGACCAGGAAGCUCCUCCCCCCUCCCCCGGAUUGGAGGAUUUGGCGAUCCGGUGUCGGGAAGUGUGUCGGUCGUACGGGAAACUCAAAGUCCUGAGUAACCUCAACUUGACCGUACCACAGGGACACAUCUACGGCCUGCUGGGUCCGAGUGGAUGUGGGAAGACCACGCUGUUGAAAUGCAUUCUGGGAACCCUGAAGAUCUCCCGAGGGCACAUCAGCGUGUUGGGGAAGCCGCCCGCAUUUCCUGGACACCAGGUCCCUGGGAGGAUGGUGGGGUACAUGCCACAGGACCUGGCGUUGUACAAUGAGUUUUCUAUCAGUGACACUCUGACAUUCUUCGGAAGGAUCCACGGCCUGUCAUCUACAGACACCCAGGCACGCAUGGACUUCCUGGUGGACUUCCUGGACCUACCUCACAACAGCAGCCUGGUUGGAAAACUCAGCGGAGGGCAGAAACGGAGGGUGUCUCUAGGAGCGGCCUUACUUCAGAACCCCCAGUUAUUGAUUCUGGAUGAACCCACAGUCGGGGUGGACCCUGUGCUGAGAGCCAAGAUCUGGCAGCAUCUAGUAGAGAUUGUGAAAACUGGAAAAGUAUCAGUCGUCAUCACCACUCACUACAUAGAGGAGGCCAGGCAAGCCAACGUGGUGGGUCUGAUGAGGAAUGGCCGAAUGCUGGCAGAGGGGGAACCAGAAACCUUGAUGAAACAGAACAGUGCUGUGACCCUGGAGAAAGCCUUCCUGCAGCUGUGUGAGACCUCAGACCAGGUGGGCUCCAAACACAGCACCUACCCUCAGGGUGGGGUACUAGAGAGCGGCCAAUCACUCGAAAGCGGCCGGGAAGAGAUUCAAUUAAUCCUGGGAGUCGGGUCGGGACCAGUUGAAGAGCUGCCCAAAUACUCAGCGGACUGGAAGGUACGAGUCAGGCAUGUGAUGCCAAAGUGGAGGAACAUCGCAGCUCUGAUUAUCAAGACCACGGUGCGGAUGAAGAGAAUGCCUGGGUCCCUGUUUUUCCAGUUCCUUCUGCCAGUCAUGCAGAUCUCUCUGAUGUGUCUGUGUAUCGGAGGAGACCCCAAAGGAAUACAGGUGGCUGUGGUCAACAAUGAUACCUCCUCCAGCUCCUAUAGCCAAUCCCUGCUCUCCUUCCUGGACAACUCCAGCGUGCAACAGGUUAACCUGUCACAUGCUGAGGCUUUUGCAGGGGCCUAUAAUGGAGAGUACUGGGCCGUCAUCGGGUUUGGAAAGAAUUUUACCAGCUACCUGACCAAGAGGAUGAUCCAGCGGCAGGUCUCUAAGGAGGUGGUGGAUGGAGGGUCGGUGCACGUCUGGUUGGACCUGACCAAUCGACAGAUCGCCUUAAUGCUUCAGAAAAAAAUGAAAGAUGCCUUUGAGGGUUUUAUCCAGUAUAAGAUGAGUAGCAGGUCUUACCUGCUCUCUCUUCCUGUCAAGUUUGAGGAGCCCAUCUAUGGCAGCAUGAACUCAGACUUCACCACGUUUGUGACGCCAGGAGCCGUUCUGAGCAUCACUUUCUACCUGGCAGUGGGCUUGACGGCUCUGUCCUUUGUGAUAGAGAGGAAGGAGGGGCUAAUGGAAAGGUGCUGGGUCUCAGGUGUGAGUUCAAUGGAGACCGUGCUGGCGUAUCUCAUCUCCCAGCUGAUUAUCAUCAGUGUCCAGAUAAUUCUACUACUGAUCUUAAUGCUGCUUGUCUUUAAGAUCCCUAAUGAGGGGAACCUGGUGUUGGUUAUAGCUCUGAUCGUGCUGCAGGGUAUAACAGGCACUUCCUUUGGUCUGGUCAUCUCAUCCGCCAUCGAUGACGAACAGAACGCCACCCAAGCUGCCCUUGGUAUCUUCUACCCCAACCUCAUCGUCAGUGGUAUAAUCUGGCCUGUGGAGUGCAUCCCCUAUCCACUACGUUACAUCAGUCUGGCCCUGCCCCAGACCUACGCUUCUGAAGCCCUACGAUGCAUCAUGUACAGAGGCUGGGGUCUCUCCAGGAUGAUAGUGUGGCGAGGCUUUGUUGUCACCCUGGGCUGGAACACUUUCUUCGUCAUCCUGGCCAUCGUCAUCCUCAAGCUGAGGAUGUGAGACACCUGCCCAGGGAAAAUGUGUGCUUAUGUAGUGUAUGUGAGUGCGUGAGGGUUUUGUGUGGGAGUGUCAAUAUGGUGUGUGUAUAUAUAGUCUAGUGAGUGUGUAUAUAUAGUCUAGUGAGUGUGUAUAUGGUGUGUGUAUAUAUAGUCUAGUGAGUGUGUAUAUGGUGUGUGUAUAUAUAGUCUAGUGAGUGUGUGUAGGGUCAGUGCAGAUAGGGUAGCUUUCCCCCUCAGUCACGUUAGUUUGGCUACUCAACCUAUCUAUUUGUCACUCACAAACCAAUCAAAAUGCCUGAAAUGUGCGUCUGGACACUGCACCCACCCACUCAGGUGUUACGAGUGUAAUCACCGUCAGGAGAGUGAUCAUCGUCUGAGGACUGUUAUGGACAAUAACAUGAAUGGGUGUGAUACGUUUACAGCAGGAUUCUACUGUCCUGCCGCUAUAAGUCUGUAAUGUUAGUGUGUUUUCCCGACACUGCUUUGCAUAUUGUUGAUAGUUAAUUGCCAUUAUUGCAUUGGUUGCACAGGUGUUUUAUGGAGGAGAUUUGUUGUACUGGUAACACAAGGCGGGAAUUGUUAAAAGUUAAGAAGGGUAUUUUUUGUCAAAGCAGCUGUUAAGGGUCAGAGUUAUGCGUAGCCUCAUUAGACGGACUUUCAAACGCACAACUAGGUUGCCUGGCAACUCAAACUGAAUCAUUCCGCUGCUCGAUGUUCGCUACAUACUUCAUUGCGCAGAAGGAACCAACGUCCGUGGGCAUGGCGUAGCUUUUGGCCAGAGAAAGGAUUUUGGCCCAUAUAUGUCAUGUCUUUCUAGAAUGCCCUUUUAAGAAAUAUUCAUUGGGAAAAUGUUUGGUCUCUUUCUCAGAAGUUUAUUUUAACUAAUAAUAUUAAAGAAGUUUAAUAUAAAUUAAUCCACAAGUGCUGCCCUACUAAACAUGAUCUUGAAGUUUUAAAAAAUACAUUGAUGUUUCUUGUACCUUCUGUAAUGACCAACAUUACCUUCUGUAAUGACAAACAUUACCUUCUGUAAUGACCAACAUUACCUUCUGUGAUGAUCAACAUUACCUUCUGUGAUGAUCAACAUUACCUUCUGUAAUGACCUACCUUCUGUAAUGACAAACAUUACCUUCUGUAAUGACAAACAUUACCUUCUGUAAUGACCAACAUUACCUUCUGUGAUGAUCAACAUUACCUUCUGUAAUGACCAACAUUACCUUCUGUAAUGACCUACCUUCUGUAAUGACUAACAUUACCUUCUGUAAUGACAAACAUUACCUUCUGUAAUGACCAACAUUACCUUCUGUAAUGACAAACAUUACCUUCUGUAAUGACCAACAUUACCUUCUGUGAUGAUCAACAUUACCUUCUGUAAUGACCUACCUUCUGUAAUGACAAACAUUACCUUCUGUAAUGACAAACAUUACCUUCUGUAAUGACCAACAUUACCUUCUGUGAUGAUCAACAUUACCUUCUGUAAUGACCAACAUUACCUUCUGUAAUGACCUACCUUCUGUAAUGACUAACAUUACCUUCUGUAAUGACCAACAUUACCUUCUGUAAUGACCAACAUUACCUUCUGUGAUGACCAACAUUACCUUCUGUGAUGACCAACAUUACCUCCUGUAAUGACCAACAGGAGACUGCUUCACAUUUAGUUUGGUAUUGCUCUUAUACCAGGAAGCUGUGGCAAGAUAUCUGGAGAUUGUUUUCGAUCAUAAACAUUUUCCCUUCUACUUGAAAAUGUGAUAUUUGGUUUUAAAAGUAUAGCAAAUUAGUUCUUCUUAAAUCAACCUCAUUGGUAUUUUAUCUCAAUUCCAUAUUCAUAAAUGUAAAUUACAAAAACCUCUUUACUAUUUUUGGAAUGAAAUUGAACAAUAAAUAAAGAACAUUUCUUCUUCUGAUAACAAAACCAACCAAAAGGUUGAAUGUAGUAAUAAGGUGUUGACAUAAUGUAUGGGCUGCAUUACCCUGAAUGUUUGUUAUGUUUAGAUACUCUGUUGUGUACUCUGUUUGUUAUGUUUGGAUACUCUGUUGUGUACUCUGUUUGUUUUUCUAUAUGUGGUAUUUUUUUAACAAUAAAAUUAAAAAGACAACUAGGCA
This is a messenger RNA of Oncorhynchus mykiss (rainbow trout), 4340 nucleotides long. Lineage: Eukaryota; Metazoa; Chordata; Actinopteri; Salmoniformes; Salmonidae. The record is from RefSeq and is a predicted model, not a curated record.